ACUUGUUUCCAAUCGGACACGUUUGACAGAAGGACUUCACUUAACAGGAAAACGUAUACGCUUUCAAACAUUUUAUAUUUUAAGAAGAAAUGACCCUACAUGUUUUAACAUUACAACUCCUAAAUCUAAAACCCAUAGCAAAAUUAAAAGUACAAUUAUUACAUUUGAAGGUUGAAGAACGAGAAAAGCGAUGCGAGCAAACCGACAUCGCACAUCUAAAAAAACAUCGGAAACGACUUUUUAGAUGAUACACCUUGACUAGCAAACGUGUUUCCGAUCGGACACAUUUGACAGAAGGACAUCAUUUAAACAGGCACACAUGCACGCUUUCAAACAUUCUACAUUUUAAGAAGACGAAAUGAGCCUAAAUGUUUUAAUCCACAUUUCAACUCCGGAACGUUCUUAGACGAGUGAACGUGGAAGAAUUUGUGAUCGUUUGGCGGAAAUCAUCAUGAAGAAGAAACUUGCUCACAGCGUGGAAGAGUCUCUUGGACAGGAGUCCGCCGACUACCAGGUGGGCCAGGUGUCAGGAAGUCUGCUCCAGAAGAACUCUGCCACUUGCGCAACACUUUCAUCCUUGUUCCGCAGCGCCCAGCCCCGUGCCGCGUCGGCCCUCUUCGUACCUGCGCCCCAGCUGCCUCGCCAGGUCAGCCCGGAGGAAGCCGAGGAGGUCCGAGGUCAAGGCCGUCCCCAGCAGAAGAAGCUGCCCAAGAAGAAAUCUGUGGCCGAGCAGAAGCUGGACGACAGGGAGAGCAGCCUGCAGAGCGCUGAUGACGGGGAGCCAGGUGCCAGGAAGAGGAAGCGGCAGGCGGCGGGCGAGGAGGAGGCGGCGGAGCAACACUGGGCGGUGAAGAGGCAGAAGCUGCGAGCUCACAAGCAGGAAGAAGCGGUCAAGGCUGAGAGGAGCGUCUUUGUGGGCAACCUGCCGCUCAGCUGCACCAAGAAGACGCUGCGCGGCCUCUUCAAGCACGACGGCGCCAUCGAGUCCAUACGCUUCCGCUCUGUGGCUCCAGAGGACCCGUCCGUGUCCCGCAAGGUGGCCGCCAUCAAGCGCCAGGCCCACCCGCUGAAGCAGAGCGUCAACGCCUACGUGGUGUUCCAGGACAAAGAUGGCGUCGCCAAGGCCCUGAAGAGAAACGGUGUGGAGUUGGAAAAGGAUAUCUUCAUCCGGGUGGACCGGGUGGGGAGCACCUCGCACGACCACAAACGCUCCGUCUUCGUGGGCAACCUCCCCUUUGACGUGAAAGAGUUGGCCAUGCGGCGCCAUUUUGAAGAGUGCGGCGGCGUGGAGGCGGUGCGUCUGGUGCGGGACAAGAACUCUGGACUGGGCAAAGGAUUCGGUUACGUCCUGUUUGAGAACUCCGACUCGGUCCAGCUGGCGCUGAAGCUGGACGGCUCCCAGCUGGAGGGCCGGCGUGUGCGCGUGCAACGCUCGCUGAAGACGCAGACGCAGAAGGGCGGGGCCAGAAGAAGCUUCCCGGGGAUGAAAGGCGGGCCCAGAAGAAGCUUCCAGGGGAAGAAGAGCGGGCCCAGCCAAAACUUCCGAGGCGAGCAGGCCGAGCCCAAGAAGAAGAAGAAGUCGACCAAGAAGAAAAUGAAGGCAAAAAAGAGCUUUCGCUUGACAGGAAGUGGGCCAGCAAAAUAAAAGCCUCACAGUAGAAAUGGAUACUUUAGACUGUUUUUGUCAUGUCCAAACAUUUUCCGCUGAGAAUUAAAACUUUUUGGUAAGUCUUCAUUUUGAAAAACAA
This is a messenger RNA of Entelurus aequoreus (snake pipefish), 1748 nucleotides long. It is a transcript of the gene rbm34, whose product is annotated as RNA binding motif protein 34. Gene Ontology annotation, molecular function: RNA binding. Bases 452 to 1645 code for a protein of 397 amino acids. NCBI's taxonomy places the organism in Eukaryota, Metazoa, Chordata, Actinopteri, Syngnathiformes, Syngnathidae. The transcript is spliced from 11 exons. The record is from RefSeq and is a predicted model, not a curated record.